Loa loa (African eye worm) is the source of this 348-nucleotide messenger RNA. RefSeq lists its product as hypothetical. Gene Ontology annotation, molecular function: protein binding. The record is from RefSeq and is a predicted model, not a curated record. The transcript is spliced from 3 exons. Lineage: Eukaryota; Metazoa; Nematoda; Chromadorea; Rhabditida; Onchocercidae. Bases 1 to 348 code for a protein of 115 amino acids.
AUGCGCCAAGAUUCACAAUUGAUACUACGAUCUGUUUAUGCUUGCGCAAUUCGAACAUUAAUUGAUAAAAUGUUAUCAACCAACGGUGGAAAAGUGCGAAUAUAUAUGCGUGCUAUAGCAGACUAUAUUACAAAUGAACCUAAUUUACUAAGUUUUUCAAAAGGUGAUAUUAUACAAAUUAUAAAUCGUAAUGAUGGAACAUUACCAAUGGAACAAAAUAGUGAACAAUGGUUGUAUGGUAGAAUUGGUAAUCAUUUCGGUAAUCUACCAGCAAAUUAUGUUGAGCCAUUGAAUUCUUUUGGCCAAGUAACUAUUAUUGCAUCAUUCUUUUUUCUCUUACUUCGUUAA